Messenger RNA from Colius striatus (speckled mousebird), 2092 nucleotides. It is a transcript of the gene CHAC1, whose product is annotated as ChaC glutathione specific gamma-glutamylcyclotransferase 1. The record is from RefSeq and is a predicted model, not a curated record. Bases 57 to 785 code for a protein of 242 amino acids. The transcript is spliced from 3 exons. Gene Ontology annotation, biological process: glutathione catabolic process. Gene Ontology annotation, molecular function: glutathione specific gamma-glutamylcyclotransferase activity; gamma-glutamylcyclotransferase activity. Lineage: Eukaryota; Metazoa; Chordata; Aves; Coliiformes; Coliidae. Gene Ontology annotation, cellular component: cytoplasm.
GCAGCGCCCGGUGCCGCCACCGUUCCGCUCCGCAGCCGCCCGGCCCCGCCGUCACCAUGAAACGCGACCCGCAGCCCCCCGAGGAGCGCCCGGAGCCGCCCUCGCCCGCCCCGUCCCCUCCCCUCCUUCCCUCCUCGCUGCCGGCGCAGGCGGAGGGCGCGGAGCUAAAGCUGACGCCGCCGGUGUGGAUCUUCGGGUACGGGUCGCUGGUGUGGAGGCCGGGCUUCGAGUUCACGUCGCGGAAGGUGGGCUUCAUCCGCGGCUACAGCCGCCGCUUCUGGCAGGGAGACACCUUCCACCGCGGCAGCGAGGCCAUGCCCGGCCGUGUGGUGACGCUGAUGGAGGACUGCGGGGCAUGCACGUGGGGUGUAGCCUAUGAAGUCCGUGGGGAACAAAUUGCUGCGUCGCUGCAGUAUCUCAACAUGCGAGAAGCUGUCCUGGGAGGCUACGACACCAAGUUGGUGAAGUUCCACCCUCAGGAGAAAGAUGCAGAGGAACCCUUCCUGGCUCUUGUUUACAUUGCAACACCUCAGAAUCCUUCUUACCUCGGCCCAGCCUCGGAGGAAGACAUUGCAGCUCAAAUCAUCGUCUCAAGUGGUUGUGCUGGCCAUAACAUUGAGUACUUGCUGAGACUGGCAGAAUUUAUGCGCUACUUUUGUCCUCAAGCAGAGGAUAAACAUCUCUUCUCCAUCGAAGAGGCUCUUAUUUCCAUCCUUCCACGCCUGUACUACAAAGAUGAGUCUCUAGAAGAAACUGCAAGUGUCCCUCAGGAGUCUAAAGCCUGAAAGAGACAAAUCUUUUGCAGUUGAAGGGACAUAAGGGAGAAAGCAGAGGGGACAAUCUUAGCACUGCUAAAAUGUACUGUACUGAGUGAAUAAAGGGAGAAUUAGCAGUGGGAGGGGAGGGAGGAAGUGGAAGAAGCCACACUUGCUAUAAUUAGUACCUGUUAACACUCCCUACCUGUAGCACCAUGAUAGCCAUCACUGCUCCUCAGGCGAGGAGCAGGGAUCUCUACUGGAGCUUUCCUCUCUUAAGACUGGCUUCCAGGGGUCAAACCUGAAGCACUCACAUUCUUGAGAGAAGAAAGAGGCUCAUCUAUUCUGUGCACUUUUUUUUUCCCCCGUGUUGUUCUUUUUCUUCCUUCGAAGACCAGUUGAGCAGGACUCGACCUGGGUUUAAGCAGUAUCUAAUUCUACCUCAGACUGGCAAAAAGCUCUUUGUGUGGUGGUGGAGGCUUGGGCAGGUUCUGCCAAAUAAGACCUCACUUCCCCUGCUGUGUCCCACCUCCAGGACAAAGAGCUGACACUAAAUUUGAGGAUGGCUGUGCAAUAUGAAGUGAACCAGUUCUUUUGUGGAUCCUGCUUCCUUAUGUUGUGAAGGAUCCCAGCAAUGCACUUAUUUUUCUAAAAGUUAUUGUAUUUAUUAUGUCUUGUGUUUGUUUUCCCUUAGGAAGGGCACCUAAACUGCUCAUUGUGCCACAGUGGUAUGCAGCUCACCCUGCAUUUGUGCCUUCUAGUUUUUAAAUCUAGUUUUUUUGUGGAACUUAAGCCUGCUUUAAUGACAGCAGCUUUUCUCCCAAGCUUUGCUUUGCUGCCCCCAGCAAAGCCCUUGGGAUGCAGCAGCAUUUUAACUAACCCUGUACUGGCCAAACAAACCUCUGCUGCUUCAGGAUAAUGUGGGUUUCUGUAGAAGCACUGGAGGGUUCUAUUUCCAUGCAAGGAUGGCUGGUACUCUUUUGUUUGACUGCAGAGGCCUGUGACAAAGCAAACUGGCAAGCCUUGAUGCUCCUGAAGAGCCUGCCUUGAUUGUGUUAAGCAGAGGCACUGCUGCAAGCUCAGGCUUUUCAGCUUCACACAUCAACAGCCUAAGAACCCUUAGUAUUUUGUAAGGAAAACUGCUGCUACUGCAACAAAAGAGCUCUCAAGAGCUGACUCCUGGGCCAUUUGACUCCUCACAAAUAGCAUGUGGGGUUUUGUUACUGAAAAAAAACCCCAAAAAGGCGAGGGGACUGUUAGUGUUACUGUGGCUUGUCUGUGUGGGAAGUGGUACUGUGCUGUGCCCAGUAAUAAACUGACAAAGUUAGGUGUCUGUA